Messenger RNA from Mercurialis annua (annual mercury), 2584 nucleotides. RefSeq lists its product as uncharacterized. Lineage: Eukaryota; Viridiplantae; Streptophyta; Magnoliopsida; Malpighiales; Euphorbiaceae. Gene Ontology annotation, cellular component: sno(s)RNA-containing ribonucleoprotein complex. The transcript is spliced from 3 exons. The coding region runs from base 196 to 2427 and encodes 743 amino acids. The record is from RefSeq and is a predicted model, not a curated record. Gene Ontology annotation, molecular function: RNA binding. Gene Ontology annotation, biological process: ribosome biogenesis; pseudouridine synthesis; box H/ACA snoRNP assembly.
GCCAAUGCACCCCUUAAACCCUAGCGUCUUUCUAGGGUUUAACAAGCCACCAUUUUUCCAAUUCAGCACUCCCAUUACUAUAAAAUCAAUUUUCCUUCAUUUCAUUUCCCUUUUUUUCAGCUAUGAAAUUUAAUUUCAGUCGCUGCAAUUCAAACUUUGCCCUAUUAAAAACCUGCAAUCUUACUACCCCUAGAGAUGGUAGGGUUUGUAAAUGAACCCACCACCAUUCUUGAAGAAGAACAACAAAAUCAAGACUCUAAGCUUAAAUCUUUGCGGGAAUCAGGUGAAUUCUUGGAUCCUAAGUUCAUUGAUUUUUCUAUUGAUGAUUCUUUUAUCGAUUUUGAUUCUAUAAGAGAGUUUUUUCAAGGUGCCCCUGACCUUGAUCAAGUUUCUUUAUUGGAUAGGAUUGAAAUGGAGGGCUCUGAUAAGAGUAGUGUUAUGGAGAUGGGAGUGGGUGAUAAAGAUUGUGGUUUGGAAAGAAACCCAGUUAUAGAUUGUUCUAAUUUAGUUAUUGAAGAUCAAUCUUGCGGGUUUGCGACGGUUAAGGACGAAAAACUGGGAAAUUUAGGCUGUUUUAUUGAAGAGGAGAUGGGUAAGGUUAGUUUGGUUGGUGAGUGUAAUACUGAUUGUGGUGAUGAGACUGUUGUCGAGAGAGAAAUAGUGGGCGAUGGAGUCGAGAUUAGUAAGGGAAGUUUGGCUGCUGCUCCGAGUUUGGUUAUUUCUGAUCAGAGUGGUCACAUGAGUGAUAUAGCGGGUAAUGAGAAGAAUAUAGGCGAUCUUAGUUUGGCGAAAGAGUCAAGUUCAGUGGAUGUCAUUGAGAGUGGUGUGAGUAAUGAGGUAAUGAUCGAUGAGGACGAAAGUGGAAGUGACUCGGAAUCUGAAAGUGAAAGCAGUUCGUCAUCGGCAUCGUCUUCUGGUAGUGACGAUGAUGAGGAUGAAGAGGAGGAGAAGGAAGAGGAAGUGAACAAGCAACUAAAGGGAGAGAGAGAAGAGGGUGAGGUCGAGGAAGGCGAGAUAAGAGAUUUGAAUGGAGAGCAGGUGGAUAGUAAGAUUGACGAGGAAGAAGAGGAGGAUGAAGAUGAUGUGGUUGAAUGGAAUGGAAUUGAAUUUGAUGAUAUUGAUGAGGAAGAGGAUGCCGGUGUUUCCAAGGGCCCUAUUAGAUCACAAAAUGAGCUUAAAUUUCUCCCUCCGGUUCCUCCUGUAGAUGUUACAUUGCAGCCGCAUCAUCACAUGUUGCCUGUUGGGGUCAUUUUGUCGAUAAUGAGUUCGCAAGUCAUUGUAGAAGCUGUGGAAAAACACAACCCGCUUAAUGAGGGUUCCAUCCUUUGGAUAACUGAACAGCGAUGUCCACUGGGGCUUGUAGAUGAGAUAUUUGGACCUGUUCAGAAUCCAUAUUAUAUUGUAAGAUACAAUUCUGAAAGUGAGGUCCCUUCCGAUAUUGGUCAAGGAACUUCGGUUUCUUUUGUUCCUGAGUUUGCAAAUCAUGUGCUUAGUGAAAAGAAUAUUUACAAGAAAGGAUACGAUGCAUCUGGUGAAAAUGAUGAGGAAGAGUCAGUUGAGGCUGAGUUCUCUGAUGAUGAAAAGGAGGCAGAGUACUUGAGAAUGAAGAAAAUGUCCAAGAGAGGUAUGAAUGACAAGACAGUUGGAAGCAAGAAAAACAGGAGAUCAAAGGAUAAGAAUGGGAACGGCAAUAGGAAAAAAAUUGUACCAACAAGGGGUCAAGCAUCGACGGGCAGGGAUCAACCACCGCCUAAUCAAAAUCAGCAUAAUGCCUCUGCUGUAGCUUCAAUGGGUAAUUAUCCAUCUUCUAGUGCUAAUAGCGGAGCUGGGUUUUUUCAACCAUUCUCACCAGGCGCACCGAAUGUUGGCGUUUUCCAACCUCCUCAUGGAAUUUGGAAUAAUGGAUUGUCUUUACAGCAGCCACAGAAUACAUUUAUUCCUGGUGGAGUUCCAGCUAAUAUGAUGUCAUGGCCUGCACAGAAUCAACUUCAGCACCCUUGUCAGAUGCCAAUGACAAAUGCUAUGCCAUUCCAGCAACAGUUUAAUCCUAGUCAAGGGCCACUUCUGAACGGUGGGCAGCCGAAUCUUUUCACUGGACUACCCUCGCCCUGGCCAGCAGGCAUUGGUCAAAAUUGCUUUAACCAAGCCCCGUUUGGCAUGGGUUUACAGGUUCAACCGACUCAACCAACCAUGAAUGCGAUGAACGUAGGACAGCAAGGGAUGAUGUCCAGCGGAUUCGGUAUGGCGCAGAACCACAACUUGCAUUCACCCGCUGGCAUUCCUGGAAAUGUUCAAGCUCCCCAGCAAUUUAAUUCGGGUUCCUCUCCAGGUCGUGGAAGGAGACAAUACCAUCGAGGGGGUGGUGGUGGUCGUUUCACAGGUGGAAGAGGUCGUUUUUCAGGUGGGAGAGGUCAUAAUCCAUCAUAGUGAUUCUUUGCUGUACCAUAUUGCGAUGUCUUAGAAUAGGCUGACUGGAUCGUAGGCUUUUUAAAUGUGGCCACUUAGUGUGUUAUCUUUUGGUAUUUGUACUUAAAGUAUGUGCUUUGUAUUUUGCCUGCUGAUCUAUGGAAAUUUAUUCGAAAAA